AUGCUCGGCUGCCUGUCCGGUGGAGCGCCACGGAACGGGCGUCGUAGAAGAAGCCUGUCCGAGUCGCCACCACCGCUGCCCCCAAGAACCCUACCCCAAGGGCAUAGCGUAUUGGCGCCGAUGUCGCGGUUAUUCAAUUGGAAGCUGCGGCUUGGGCUUGGGCGAAAGACGCCGGAACCACGGGAAAGUGUCGCUGUCCAUAUCGCCGAGAAUUCGAUGCCACCUCCAGCCGUAUCAUCUCAAGAACAGAAGAGCCCGAGGGUUCGAUUUGAUGAGACGCCCACCGUACAGGAGGUCUGGAACGGCGGACCCCCAAAUCCUGAAUAUCGUCUUCACCCACACGAAAUCUCAACGCCUCCUGGUGACGCGCCGAAACCAUAUCCCGGCUAUGCACUUCCAACCGCAUACCCUUAUAAUUCCGUUCAACAACUCGGCACCAUCCAAGAAAUCGACUACGAUAUAGGGGACAAAAAACCGCAAAGAGGCGAUUGGAGCUAUGAUGAUGAUGUUAAGGUAACUAUCGCUCCCGUAAACCAAAAUGACAUCCCGAAGCAGAAUGCUCAUCGUGACUCUACUAGGGCGUCCACCGUUCUUCAGAAUUUACGCGAACAGGCGGAUCAUAUUGAGUUCAAUGAACGGAGACGGCAACUCGGCACUAAUCCCCAAGUUGGUGGCACCCUGCCAGGUCCAAGUCCCGUGCCUGAACACAGCAAUACUAUCGACAGAAGCAUGAACUUGCCCAGGGCGUCUCCAAUUCAACAAAACAGACAUUUUAUCGAGCCCCAAUCGAGCGCAAAACGAGAUUGGGACGAUAUGAAUGUCGUUUUUCUACAGGCCAACGACGAGGUUAAACGCGUGGUUUUGCCACCCCGGAUUGAUGCGAUGGAGCAGAUUAAGAUGGCAUUUGUCAGAGUCUUCCCACAUAUCACCAGAUCAUAUAUCGAACAACCAUUUGUGAAGAUCUACAUCCAGGAUGCAGCCAAGGGCCUAUUUUAUGAGCUUGACGAUCUGAGGGAGGUUCGCAACAAGACCGUCCUCCGCCUCCGUGAGCAGAGAGCCGGUGGUGUUGCUUCUCCCGUCCGUCAUUUGGAACAUCCCGAUUAUCAUUCCGAGGCUGAAUACGACGAUCGAAAUGCACAUCGUUUCGUUUCGCUUGCCCGCCCUGCCUCGGCAAUGGCACGAGCCCGUGAUCCAUAUUAUGAUUCCUACUCCUCGGAUGCUUCUGAAAGCCGUGCAAAUAGUGUAGCACGUAGUGGUUCAGCCACUCCGAUCAUUGAUCGAGAAGCCAGGGAUCGAAUGGAAUGUAUGGAACGUCAACUAGCAGGACUAUCAUCACUUGUCCAUACUGCACUUGUUAGCAAAGGUAUGCCUGAAUCAGCGCAAAAAGAUAUGGCCGAUUUGCGACGACAGAUUUUGGCUUUGCAUCAAGAAGCUGAACGUGUGCAGACCGAUAGCUAUUCCACAAUUUCUGAACAACCAUCACCUGGCAGGGAUCUUCUAUCAAUACGUGAUCGAGUUCAUGCAGCUGGCAGCGACUGUCGUCAAUUAAAAUCUAGCGCCCAGGCAAAUGCACAUGAAGCCAAGAAACUUCUCGAAGAGGCUAGCCAUGAAAUCACAAAAAUCGUCUCGCACCAAAUGGCCGGGUCCGCCCAGAAUAUCCACCGAUUGGCCACACCACAACCAUUCACUAAAGAACAACUUGACCAAGAGCGAGCACUUCGAAAUGAGCACGAGAAACGCACUCGCGAUCUUGUUGACAAUUUGACUAACUUCGAACAAAACGUCGAAACGCUACGAUCAUCGGUGUUGACGGCAAAUCGAAAGUUGAGGAUGAGCGAGGUUGAACAACUGACGGAACGAUUGACCCAGUUGGGGCGAACAGCAGCAUCUAUUAAAACUGACUUCCCCAACUUGCAAACAAAGAUCGAAGCUCGGUUGAAGGAAGAUAUGGAAAGGGUCGUUCGAGAUGAGAAAUAUAUUCGAGAGGAGACGACGGCUGUUGAUCAGAGUCUUCGACGAUGCAAAGCCCUUGCAAAUAUAAUGGUGACAAUGAAAAAGUUAGCGAUGGUACAAGACCCAUCUCUGUCCCGUGGGUCCUCUGGUCGUCAUUCAUCUUCAUCGAAGGUGCCACCCGCCCCGCACAAUUACCCGCGAACAGAACCCUCUUCUACCCAUGCAAUGACUACGACAUCCCUCGACUCUGUACUCGAUGAAAUGCAGAACAUCCCAGCUGUCCCCCACCCACCCGCCACCGCUUCAACUCAGCACCCAGCCAUUCAGAUGACGCCGACCGGCCAACCGCCUCGCCCUCCCUCCAGAACCUCAGUGAGCGAUGUCCGAUCGAAAUUCAAGCAACCACCCGAACUGCCCGAACAGAUUCGCAGUCUUAUCGAGGACGCCAAGCGCUCUUCCCCCUCCCUUGAAUCCCAAUCUGGAGAACGACCCAAAACAUUAGAGGAACGACAGAAGGAACUUGCUGAAAAACAACGCCAACUCGCCACCCAAUUUCAUCAAAUGCAAACAGCACCUCCAUCC
Messenger RNA from Mesorhabditis spiculigera, 2535 nucleotides. Lineage: Eukaryota; Metazoa; Nematoda; Chromadorea; Rhabditida; Rhabditidae. The record is from the annotation of a GenBank genome assembly.